AUGCCUGUAGGGAAAAUAAAACAUCAGAACAUUCCUGUAGGGAAGAUAAAACAUCAGAACAUUCCUGUAGGGAGGAUAAAGUCGAAAGAUAAAGCCUCAGAACAUUCCAGUAGGGAAGAUAUAAAGCCUCAGAACAUUCCUGUAGAGAAGAUAAAGCAUCAGAACAUUCCUGUAAGGAAGAUAAAGCCUCCGAACAUGCCUGUAGUGAAAAUAAAACAUCAGAACAUUCCUGUAGGGAAGAUAAAACAUCAGAACAUUCCUGUAGGGAGGAUAAAGUCGUAUAUUAUUCCUUUAGGGAAGAUAAAGCCUCAGAACAUUCCUGUAGGGACGAUAAAGCCCCAGAACAUUCCUGUAGGGACGAUAAAUCCCCAGAACAUUCCUGUACGGAAAAUAAAACAUCAGAACAUUCCUGGAAGAUAUAAAGCCUCAGAACAUUCCUGUUGGGAUGAUAAAGCCUCAGAACAUUCCUGUAGGGAAGAUAAAGCCGCAGAACAUUCCUGUAGGGAAGACAUAAAGCCUCAGAACAUUCCUGUUGGGAAGAUAAAGCCUCAGAACAUUCCUGUAGGAAAAAUAAAGCCUCAGAACAUUCCUGUAGGGAAGAUAAAGCCCCAGAACUCUCCUGUUAGGAAGAUAACGCCUCAGAACAUUGCUGUAGGGGAGAUAAAGCCCCAGAACAUUCCUGUCGGGAGGAUAAAGCCUCAGAACAUUCAUGUAGUGAAGAAAAAGCCCCAGAACAUUUCUGUAGGGAAGAAAAAGCCCCAGAACAUUGCUGUAGGGAAGAUAAAGCCCCAAAACAUUCAUGUAGGGAAGAUAAAGCCCCAGAACAUUCCUGUAGGGAAGAUAAAGCAUCAGAUCACUCCUAUAGGGAAAAUAAAGCCUCAGAACAUUCCUGUAGGGAAGAUAAAGCCUCAGAACAUUCCUGAAGGGAAGAUAAAGCCCUAG
Molecule: messenger RNA, 942 nt
Organism: Mytilus trossulus (common blue mussel)
Lineage: Eukaryota; Metazoa; Mollusca; Bivalvia; Mytilida; Mytilidae
Exons: 3
Coding region: 1-942 (313 amino acids)
Source: RefSeq, a predicted model, not a curated record